AUGACAUGGCCCUCCAUCGCCGCAAACAUCACGUCGUAUAAUAAAACAUCCAAGGAGAAAUUCAUCAAAGAAGUUGAGGCAGCGGUUGGACCAGAGGGAUUCAUGAUAUUUGGUGAAUUCAACCACGGCUCCUGGCUUCCACUCUUCAACGUCGACACCAAUCCACACCUUGAAAUCAAACGUAUCAUACUUGGCAAUCCACUAAUAGCCAUUACUAUGCUUUCUCAAUCCAGCAAAUCUCUCAACGCCGGGCUUUUUGUGCCCGUGGAAAUCUUGGUCCGCGAGUUACCGGGCGAAAAAGGAACAGAGAUUAUGUGGCAAGUACCUAGUACUAUAAUUGCUGCUGUAGACGAUGGCAAUAAAGGGUUAUUGGCUGCGGCAAAAGUUCUAGAUGGAAAGUUGGAGGGAUUGGUGAAUGUUAUUGGCGGUAGUGAUGAGUGUGAGUGA
Messenger RNA from Sclerotinia borealis F-4128, 447 nucleotides. The record is from the annotation of a GenBank genome assembly. Lineage: Eukaryota; Fungi; Ascomycota; Leotiomycetes; Helotiales; Sclerotiniaceae.